AUGACGCGCACAGCCCUACGUCAACCGGCUGCGCGCCUCGGCCGAAGUCUGCUCCCAAGCUCCUCCCCAUCACAAACUCAACGCGCCUCGACACAACCAUCCGCGCCCUCACCACGCCUUCCUGGUGCGGCCGCGCAGCAGCGCCGAUGGCACAGCGACUUCUCCUCGGUCAACCCCAACGAGGUCGCGCACUUUACCGCCCUCGCCGCCGACUGGUGGUCGCCGCACGGCUCUUCACGGCUGCUGCACCUCAUGAACCCGCUCCGCCACGACUUUAUCCGCGUCUGCCUAGCCAGUACCGACGAGCCACCACCCUCGGCGACGACAACAGAGGAUAAGAAGCUCCGAUAUCUCGACAUUGGCUGCGGCGGCGGCAUCUUUGCCGAGAGCGCCGCCCGCCUGCCCACGACCGCCCACGUCACCGCUAUUGACCCUACGCCGUCCGUCCUCGCCGUCGCCCGCGCCCACGCCAAGCGCGACCCGGCCCUGCGCGGCAAGCUCGAGUACCGGCAGACGUCGAUCGAGGGCCUCGAAGUGCCCGAGCGUCCCUACGACGUCGUCUCGCUGUUCGAGGUCAUUGAGCACGUUGACGACCCGGGCGCGUUCCUCGAUCGCGUCCGGCCGUUUGUCCGCCCGGGCGGCUGGCUCGUCAUGAGCACCAUUGCGCGCACCUGGGUCAGCUGGUUCACGACCAACCUCAUCGCCGAGGACAUACUGCGCAUCGUCCCGCCCGGCACGCACGACUGGAACAAGUACAUCAAUGAGGACGAGCUGCGCGGCUUCCUGGCUGGCAAGGGCUGGGGCGCCCCCAAGGUCAUGGGCGUCGUCUACGUGCCGGGCUUGGGGUGGAAGGAGGUCCGGGGCAGUGAAAAGGUGGGCAACUACUUUUUUGCUGUAAGGCGAGACGAGGAAUAA
This is a messenger RNA of Cordyceps fumosorosea ARSEF 2679, 915 nucleotides long. RefSeq names its product hexaprenyldihydroxybenzoate methyltransferase. NCBI's taxonomy places the organism in Eukaryota, Fungi, Ascomycota, Sordariomycetes, Hypocreales, Cordycipitaceae. The record is from RefSeq and is a predicted model, not a curated record. Gene Ontology annotation, biological process: ubiquinone biosynthetic process. Gene Ontology annotation, molecular function: 2-methoxy-6-polyprenyl-1,4-benzoquinol methyltransferase activity. The transcript has a single exon. Bases 1 to 915 code for a protein of 304 amino acids.